Molecule: messenger RNA, 969 nt
Organism: Tupaia belangeri chinensis (Chinese tree shrew)
Lineage: Eukaryota; Metazoa; Chordata; Mammalia; Scandentia; Tupaiidae
Product: taste receptor type 2 member 9-like
Exons: 1
Coding region: 1-969 (322 amino acids)
Biological process (GO): G protein-coupled receptor signaling pathway; detection of chemical stimulus involved in sensory perception of bitter taste; sensory perception of taste
Cellular component (GO): membrane
Molecular function (GO): G protein-coupled receptor activity; bitter taste receptor activity
Source: RefSeq, a predicted model, not a curated record
AUGUCAAGGGCAACAGAAACAAUAUACAUUAUUUUGAUAGUUGGCCAAUUAACUAUAGGUAUUUGGGGAAAUGUAUUCAUUGUGCUAAUCAACUGCAUUGGCUUGUUCAAGAGGAAAGAUAUCACCUUGAUUGACAUCAUCCUGAUCAUCUUGGCCAUCUCCAGAAUCUGUGUGUUGUGUGUAGUAACUUUUGAUGGUUUCAUCCUAGUGUUCUCUCCAGAAAAAUAUGAGAGUGAUACGCUAGUGAAUAUGGUGGAUGUUGUCUGGACAUUUUCCAGUAAUACAAGUGUCUGGUUUACUUCCUGCCUCAGCAUCUUCUAUUUACUCAAGAUAGCAAAUUUAUCUCACCCAUUUUUCCUCUGGCUAAAGUUAAAGAUAAACAGAGUUAUUCUUGGGAUUCUUCUGGUUUCCGUUUUCAUCUCCUUAAUUAUUAGUGUCUCAAUGAAUGAUGAUAUGUGGUAUCACCUCUUCAAGGCCAGUCAUGAAAACAUUACUUCCUCAAGUAAUUUUUCCAAAAUGAGUAAAACCCCAAAUACUAUGAAACAGAUUAGUAUGAACCUGGGGGCUUCUGUCCCUUUUAUUCUUUGCCUUAUCUCAUUAUUCCUGUUACUUUUCUCCUUAUUUAGACACACCAAGCAAAUGAAACUUCAUGCCACAGGGUCAAGAGACCCGAGCACUGAAGCUCACAUGAGGGCCAUAAAGGCAGUGGCCAUCUUUCUGCUCCUCUUCGUCGUGUACUAUGUGGUCCUUUUUAUACUAACCUUAAACUUUCUAUUUUCCCAGAAAAACUUAGUGAUUAUGAUUGGUGGCAUAAUAGCUGUCAUUUUCCCAUCAAGUCAUUCAUUUGUCCUGAUAAUGGGGAACGACAAGCUGAGGAAAGCUUUUCUGAGGGUGUUAAGGUUUCUGAAGGGUUUUCACAAAGGAAGGAAGCCCUCUGAUCUAGAGACCCCAAGAGAGUAUUUUGCAUAG